Molecule: messenger RNA, 957 nt
Organism: Letharia columbiana
Lineage: Eukaryota; Fungi; Ascomycota; Lecanoromycetes; Lecanorales; Parmeliaceae
Exons: 1
Coding region: 1-957 (318 amino acids)
Source: RefSeq, a predicted model, not a curated record
AUGGCCUCGUCAAGCGACUCGAGUCUUUUCGAUGGGGGUGCGGAUUUCGAUUGGAUAAAGUACACCACCCAUAGACCAGCCUACUCCUCUUCCUUCUACGACCGCAUCUGGACCUAUCACCAAAGCCACAGCAAUCACUGGACCCUCGCCCACGACGUUGGCACAGGACCCGGCAAUGUAGCCGAGGUUCUCGGCGCACGCUUCGACAAAGUCAUAGCCAGUGAUCCCAGCGGAUUCCACACGGCCGUUGCGCGGAGACGUCUCGCAGCUUCGAAUGUGACGGUCGAGCAGUGCCGUGCAGAAGACCUCGUCACUCUGGUGGGACCCGACGGUCACGGCAAAGCAGAUCUCGUCACUCUUGCUGAAUGUAUCCCCCUGAUGGACGCUGAGCGGGCCUUCUCUGGCUUUGCCGAGUUGCUCGGACCCGGCGGCACCCUGGCCAUCUGGUUCUAUGGGAAGCCAAUCUUUGUGGGGGAAGGACAGGAGAGGAGCCAGCAAAUCUACGACCGCAUUGCUGGGAAAGCUUUUUCGAGAAUCUUUCCCAUCAAGGGUACGAUCUGGCAACAAGCGUUUACGGUCAUGGCAUCUUGGCUCGAUAAUAUCGGUUUUCCAUCGGAAGAUUGGACAGACGUAGAGAGGACUAAGUGGAACCACGACAAGCCAUUGUGCUUUCUCCCGGAGGAGUACUUUGACUUUGAAGUCAAACACGAGAACUCUGUCACUGCUGACGAGAAGGUGGAGGAGCGUGUCGACCGUGACUUCUGGGCUAAAGAACAUUGCGGUGUGGACUGGGUGGAGGGAUUCAUUGACGCGCAAUUUCCCUGGAAGUCUACAGAUGACGAGAUCGGCGCUCAAUUGAAGCCGAUGUACAAGGAAUUGGAAGAGGCCAUGGGAGGCCAAGGGUCGAAGACGAAGAUUGCUUGGCCUGUGGCUCUAGUCCUCGCUACUAGGAAGUAG